Messenger RNA from Closterium sp. Naga37s-1, 579 nucleotides. Lineage: Eukaryota; Viridiplantae; Streptophyta; Zygnematophyceae; Desmidiales; Closteriaceae. The record is from the annotation of a GenBank genome assembly.
AUGCAGUUCCCAUGCAAAGAAGUGGGGAAGCCGAGACAGGCAUGGCCGACGUUCGUCUCGUAUGCAGAGGCGGCCGCCUUCAAGAUGCAAGGCGACAUGCCAGGACUGGGCAUGGUGUAUGACUGCAUCGUUGGAGAGUGGCAGGAGCCGAUGGCGCUGGAGAGGGAACUGGCGAUGGGGUUCAUGGAAGACGCAACUGCUCACCCGGAAGUGACAGAGAGAUCAGCAGUGAAGGAGGCCUUGGCGAGGGCCAUGCUAGGAGAAAUUCAAGAGAAUGACGAGGUGCAACACGAGUGGGGUCAUCUACUGGAGAGGAGAUGGGUAUACCCAUGGGAGGAGGAGGAUGAAGUGGCGGAUCUGUACGCGGAGCAAACGCAUAUCUGGCUCCCAUGUGAUCGAGAGGAGGCAGGGGUGGAUAAAAAGCGGGAAGAGUUCAGUUGGCUCGAGGAAGCCAUCGAGAGGCAGCGAAGCAGGGAGAGCUAUGAGCGGGAGUUCGGGUCACGAGAGUUUGACUUGAUGGCAGCGACAAAGGAGGAGGAGCGGGCAGCGACGGAAGGGCGAGACGCAAAAGUGGCUUAG